GCGGGGCGGGGAGCAGAGCGCCAACCCGGGCACUGGGGAGCCCCCGCGCGCUACCCGGAUCGCUGCCAGCCAUGGCCUGCGCUGACCAGCUCCUCGCCGUGCUGGCCACGCUCCUCGCCGCAGCCUCUACAGGCGGAGACGCCAGGCCCAGCAAAAUUGCUGUGGUUGGGGCCGGGAUUGGAGGCUCCGCGGUGGCCUACUUCCUGCAGCAGCACUUUGGACCCCGGGUGCAGAUCGAUGUGUACGAGAAGGGUACUGUGGGUGGCCGCCUGGCUACCAUCUCAGUCAACAAGCAGCACUAUGAGAGUGGAGCGGCCUCCUUCCACUCCCUGAGCCUGCACAUGCAAGACUUCGUCAAGCUAUUGGGGCUGAGACACCGGCGCGAGGUGGUGGGCAGGAGCGCCAUCUUCAGCGGGGAGCAUUUCGUGCUGGAGGAGACCGACUGGUACCUGCUGAACCUCUUCCGCCUCUGGUGGUACUACGGCAUCAGCUUCCUGAGGCUGCAGAUGUGGGUGGAGGAGGUCAUGGAAAAGUUCAUGAGGAUCUAUAAGUACCAAGCCCACGGUUAUGCCUUCUCGGGGGUGGAGGAGCUGCUCUACUCACUGGGAGAGACUGCCUUCGUCAACAUGACCCAGCGCUCUGUGGCCGAGUCCCUGCUCCAGGUGGGCGUCACACAGCGCUUUAUCGACGAUGUUGUCUCCGCUGUCCUGCGGGCCAGCUACGGCCAGUCAGCGGCGAUGCCCGCCUUCGCCGGCGCCAUGUCCCUGGCCGGGGCCCAAGGCAGCCUGUGGGCAGUAGAAGGGGGCAACAAGCUGGUGUGUUCCGGUUUGCUGAAGCUCACUAAGGCCAAUGUGAUCCACGCCACAGUGACCUCUGUGACCUUGCACAGUGCAGAAGGGAAGCCCCUGUACCAAGUGGAGUAUGAGAGCGAGGUGGGCAGUGGUUCUGACUUCUACGAUAUUGUGGUUAUCGCCACUCCCCUGCACCUGGACAACAGCAGCAGCAACUUCACCUUUGAAGGCUUCACCCCUCCCAUCGAUGGCGUCCUUGGCUCUUUCCAGCCCGCAGUCGUCUCCCUGGUCCAUGGCUAUCUCAACUCUUCCCACUUUGGCUUCCCCGACCCUAAGCUCUUCCCUUUCGCCAACAUCCUCACCACAGAUUUCCCUAGCUUCUUCUGCACUCUGGACAACAUCUGCCCUGUCAACAUCUCAGCCAGCUUCCAGCGGAAGCAGCCUCAGGAAGCAGCUGUCUGGCGAGUGCAAUCCCCCAGGCCCCUCCUUCGGACCCAGCUGAAGACCCUCUUCCGUUCCUAUUACUCAGUGCAGAUGGCCGAGUGGCAGGCCCACCCCCUGUACGGCUCCCACACCACCCUCCCUAAGUUCGCACUCCAUGACCAACUCUUCUACCUCAAUGCCCUGGAGUGGGCGGCCAGCUCCGUGGAGGUGAUGGCCGUAGCCGCCAAGAAUGUGGCCUUGCUGGCUUACAACCGCUGGUACCAGGACCUGGACAAAAUUGACCAAAAGGAUUUAAUGCACAAGGUCAAGACUGAACUGUGAAGGGUCCAGAAAGAGCCCAGGAACUUCUGUCCCACACUGAAGAUGGAUCACAACCCUAGCAAGCAGCCCAGGAUCGACUAAGCCACAAUCAACCCUGAGCCAUUCUUUCUGACCUUUGUGUAUCCAGCCUCUUUACUCUCCAUACUGGGUCCAAGUGACCCACUGUCUGCCUGUCUAUCUUAAGGACCUUUACAGUGAUUACUUCUUUAAACUAGACAGAAAGGGGAAGGAAAUCCAAGCCAAUGUGUUUGCUUUAUUUAUUUU
This is a messenger RNA of Fukomys damarensis (Damara mole-rat), 1820 nucleotides long. RefSeq names its product prenylcysteine oxidase 1 like (gene Pcyox1l). Gene Ontology annotation, biological process: prenylcysteine catabolic process; prenylated protein catabolic process. The record is from RefSeq and is a predicted model, not a curated record. Gene Ontology annotation, molecular function: prenylcysteine oxidase activity. The transcript is spliced from 6 exons. NCBI's taxonomy places the organism in Eukaryota, Metazoa, Chordata, Mammalia, Rodentia, Bathyergidae. Bases 72 to 1556 code for a protein of 494 amino acids.